AAUCCGAAGCAUUUGUCUCGUUCACCGUAAUUGCUGUCUGAGAACGACCCAAACGGCCUCUUCCGUCCUUCGCUCUAUUCUUCUUAAGCUUACCGCUUCUUAUGACCUUUUCCCUACUAGAGUCUGCCCUCAAGUUCAGACCUUCGAAGGAUAAAAAUAGAGAUGGAGAUUUUGAAACCGAAGCAGGGAUUUCUGAUUCUUUCAGCUUUGCUUUUUGUUUGCAACCUCUCCGUCUGGACGAUCCACGCGCAGGUUUCUGUCCCCGCCAGGUUUGAUGGAUUCGUGUACAAGAACCUCCUACCUCAUGCAGAUACGAUAAUGAUCGAAGCAUUCUUCGAUCCAGUUUGCCCGGAUUCCAGGGACGCCUGGCCUCCGCUGAAACGGGUUCUCGAGUACUACGGCCCUCGACUGUCUCUUAUCGUUCAUCCUUUCCCAUUACCUUAUCAUGAUAAUGGCUUUGUUACUAGCCGUGCUCUACACAUUGUAAAUAAGCUGAAUGCCUCUGCCACGUACCUCUUGUUGGAGCAGUUCUUCAAGCAUCAGGAGAAGUUUUACAAUCAACAAACCCACAAAAUGUCUAAAGCUUCUGUUGUGGAUCAUAUUGUGAGGUUUGUAACUAAAGCAGUUGGCAACGACUCAUUAUCUUCAGUUGAAUCUGGCUUCAAUGACAGGAGUACCGAUCUUGCAACUAGGAUUUCAUUCAAGUAUGGAUGUUCAAGAGGGGUGAUGGGCACACCUUAUUUCAUUGUGAAUGGAUUUCCACUGCCCAAUGGUGGCUCAGCUGUGGACUACAAUGGGUGGAGAAGCAUCAUUGAUCCCCUGAUCAAAGUGCAGCGCAAGUUUGAGGAUGAAAAAUCCACAUUUCUUCUUAUGAAAGCCUAGGCCUUAAGCAUGCAAGGAAUCUGCUUUUCUUGAUUGAAUUUUGUAUCUGUUAAGUAUCAGGAAAAUGCUUUACAUUUGAAUCCACUUGGAAUUUUGAGCAUGAAGCAAGUUUGGGUUGAUUAAGAAUUGUGUACCAUAGUUGGAAGUGUACCACAAAUGGAAAUAUAUGCUGGCAAAAAAAUAUGCAUGACAAUGACAUGUUUUGAUAAUGGAUAGUGAAGUCAUUUUCACCUUA
Molecule: messenger RNA, 1117 nt
Organism: Macadamia integrifolia
Lineage: Eukaryota; Viridiplantae; Streptophyta; Magnoliopsida; Proteales; Proteaceae
Exons: 4
Coding region: 163-882 (239 amino acids)
Source: RefSeq, a predicted model, not a curated record